This is a messenger RNA of Callorhinchus milii (elephant shark), 1495 nucleotides long. RefSeq names its product cathepsin L1-like. Gene Ontology annotation, molecular function: cysteine-type endopeptidase activity. Gene Ontology annotation, cellular component: lysosome. The record is from RefSeq and is marked provisional. Gene Ontology annotation, biological process: immune response. Lineage: Eukaryota; Metazoa; Chordata; Chondrichthyes; Chimaeriformes; Callorhinchidae.
AUGUGUUUUUCAUAUCUAAGCAAAAAAAUCUGAACAGGUCACAUGAAGUAAUGUCACUGGGUGGAGCCUGAUUAAAUAAGAUCCGUACCAUUUCCCGAUAGCUUCAGACUAGGGGUUUUUUUUGGUGGCUCUUGUUCAUCCAGGAGAGAAGAAGCUGAGAAAGGUAAUUUGCGAUGGAGACUUCUCUGGUCAGGGGUUACGUCUUGCUGUCUUUUCUCGCUCUGGCUUUUGCACAGAUGUUUGACCCAUUGCUCAGCGAGCCCUGGCUGAACUGGAAAUCGUAUCAUGGGAGAGAGUACAUGCAGAAGGAAGACAGCUACAGGAGGGCUGUGUGGGAGAAAAACCUCAAAACAAUCCAGCUUCACAACCUGGGUUACUCGAUGGGAAAGCACUCGUUCGAUCUGGCAAUGAAUCAGUUUGGUGACAUGACAACUGAGGAGUUCCAUCAACUGAUGAACGGAUUCCAACAGCCUGAUACGGAACACUUAACCAGCACAAAGGAUGUAUCAACGAGACCCAAGUCCCUCAAACUUCCAGGGAGCGUAGACUGGCGCGAUAAGGGUUACGUCACUCCAGUGAAGAACCAGGGUGCUUGUGGCUCGUGCUGGGCGUUCAGCUCCACCGGUGCGUUAGAGGGACAGACCUUCAAGAAGACGGGAAAACUGAUCCCACUGAGCGAGCAGAACCUGGUCGACUGCUCCCAGAAACAGGGCAACCAUGGAUGCAAUGGGGGGAUGAUGGAUCGCGCCUUCACCUACAUACAGCAAAACAAUGGGAUUGACACAGAGGCUUCCUAUCCAUACACUGCAAAGGAACACCCAUGUAAUUACGAUCCCAGGCAUAAUGCAACCACUUGCCAUGGUUACAGGUAUAGCGAGCAGUAUGACGAAAUGGCAUUGGCUGAAACUGUGGCCACGAUUGGGCCGAUAUCGGUUGCCAUUGAUGCCAAGCACAUUUCUUUCCAAUUCUACAAAUCCGGCAUUUACCAGGAGCCACGUUGUCAAAGUUACAAUAUCAACCAUGCCGUGUUGGUGGUGGGCUAUAACAGUCAAGGUGGAAACAACUACUGGAUUGUUAAAAACAGUUUUGGAUCCAGAUGGGGCAACAAAGGCUACAUCUGGAUGCCUAAAGACAAGAAUAACCACUGCGGAAUUGCCAGCUACCCCACCUACCCCUUGGUGUAAGGGCAAGGCUUCCAGGCGUGCAGACAGGAGGGGCCGAGGAUAAGACCCUCCAACAAAAUUCCACUUUAUAAUGUUAUACAUGUUUCCAUUUACAGCGGUGUGAUUGUGUGUUGAUUAUAUAGGAGACCAAUUGAACCUGUUGACUCAAGGUCUUCAUUUGCCAGGAAAUUUGGGGCCUGACAGCAAGAAAUUGUGUUGUUGCUGUCAGGCCAGAUUAUCCACUGGAAUAUUCAGAUGAAUCUGUUCUGAAAUUUGAUGUUGAAUAUCACUUUGAUGGCUGAUAUUAUAUGUGCAUUAAAAUUGUCCAAAGU